GGUAAAAUUCUCUACAAAGUACGGUGGAAAGGAUAUACCUCUGAUGAUGAUACCUGGGAACCAGAGGUUCAUUUGGAAGACUGCAAAGAAGUGCUGCUUGAAUUCAGAAAAAAAAUUGUGGACAAUAAGCCUAAACCUGUUAAAAAAGACAUACAGAAACUAUGUCUAAAUAAUGAUGUAUUUGAAGCAGAAUCUGACAGUGACUGGCAAAGUGAAACAAAGGAUGAUGUUUCACCAAAGAAGAAAAAGAAAAAGUCAAAAGAUGGAGAGGAUAGAAGUCCAGAUGAUCUGAAGAAGAAAAAGUCUAAGUCUGCAAAACUCAAAGAAAAACCCAGAACAGAAUGUGAAAAUUCCUCAGAUACUUUGGUUUCAGAUUCAAAACCAAAAAAAAGGACUUCAGAAACCAAGGAGGAUUCAAAGGACCCAAAGAAGCAAAGGAAAGAAGAUACUAAAGAAAUCAAGAAAAAGAAGGGAGACGUUAAAGAUUUAAAAAUAAAAUCUAAAGAAGAUCCUAAAGAAAAUAAAAAAUCACGGAAGGAGAAGCAUGGAGAUACUCAGUUUGACUCAGAAUCAAGUAUUCUAGAUGAUGUAUUUUCUCAAGGAAUUGAUAAUGAAAAUUCAGACUUAAAUCCUGAAAAUAAAGACGAGAAGCAAAAGGUAGUAAGUGGAGAAGAGAGAUUGGAACAAGAAAUUGCUGAAAAAGAUUCCAUUGCUGAUAGGCAUCUUGAUGGAUCAGCAAGCAAUGAAGAUGAUAGUAUUGACGUUAAGGUUAAAAGAAAGAAGAAGAAAAUUCAGAAAGCUGAAGAUUGUAAAGAGGACGCUAGAAAAGUGGAAACUCAAGAUAUCUAUUUAGACAAGAAAAGCAUGCACAAAAAGCAAAAAUGUCAAGAAAAAGUAAAAAUGGUACCAGCAGAGUUGGAGAAAGUGUCACCUGCUCCUUCACCAGUGCAGAAGGGUUUGAAAUUGAGCUCUGAUGAAAGAGGGCGUAAGUCCACUGAUUCAGCUGGGGAGGAGAAAGAAGUAAAGAAAACUGAAACGAAAGAAAAAUCUCAGAAAAAAGAGUCUGAAAAAGAAGAAAAGAGCAGAAAAGAACAAAAGGGCCUAAAAAGCUUUAAGGACAUCAAAAGUGCAUUUGACUUGUUUAAUGUAGCUUCAGAAGAGAAAAGUGAAUAUUCUGAGAAUAACUGCAGAAGAGAAGAAUCUUCGCUAGAAUAUAAAUUCAUAGAAGAAUUAAAAUCAAAAGACAGCAAGGUGUACAAGGAAAGGAGGAACAUAAGAGAUGAAACAGACACAUGGACUUACAUUGCUGCAGAAGGUGAUCGAGAAGUAGUGGAUGUGUGUCAAAUGGAGACCUCUGAUGGCAAGCAACAAGUCUUGAGUUUGGGUAUGGACAUGCAGUUAGAAUGGCUGACACUAGAAGACUUUCAGAAGCACCUUGAUGGAGAAGAUGAGAAUCAUGUGUCAACAGAACCGAUAUCAAGUACUCUCCUGAGGGAUGCUGUUAAAAGUGGAGAUUAUAUGACAGUAAAGAUGGCACUUUCGUCAAACGAGGAAUAUAAUCUGGAUCAAGAGGACUCAAGUGGAAUGACCCUAGUAAUGCUUGCUGCUGCUGGUGGGCAUGAUGACCUUCUCCGAGUCCUAAUCAGGAAAGGAGCUAAAGUUAAUGGUAGACAGAAAAAUGGAACAACUGCAUUGAUACAGGCAGCUGAAAAGAAUUUUCUAACAACAGUAGCUAUUCUUCUGGAAGCUGGGGCAUAUGUGAACAUGCAGCAGAGCAGUGGUGAAACUGCUUUAAUGAAGGCUUGUAAAAGAGGGAAUUCUGAUAUAGUGCGGCUUAUGAUUGAAAGCGGAGCGGACUGUAACAUUUUGUCAAAGCAUCAGAACAGCGCGCUGCAUUUUGCUAAACAAUGUAAUAAUGUACUGGUGUACGAGCAGCUCAAGAGUCAUUUGGAAACGCUCUCAAGAGUAGCAGAAGAUACCAUCAGGGAUUAUUUUGAAGCUCGUCUUGCUUUGCUGGAGCCAGUCUUUCCAAUUGCGUGUCAUCGUCUCUGUGAAGGGCCAGACUUUUCUACGGAUUUUAACUAUAAACCCCCACAAAAUGUGCCAGAAGGAUCUGGAAUUCUUCUCUUUGUUUUCCAUGCAAAUUUCUUUGGUAAAGAAGUCAUUGCUCGGCUCUGUGGACCAUGCAGUGUACAAGCUGUGGUUUUAAACGACAAAUUCCAGCUCCCUGUAUUUUUGGAUAGUCACUUUAUUUAUUCCUUCAGCCCUACUGCAGGCCUUAACAAGCUUUUUAUACGGUUGGCAGAAGCUCCUACUGCCAAGGUAAAGCUGCUAAUAGGCGCAUACCGAGUGCAGUUGCAGUGACCUCACAGCUGAGAGCAUGUUGAGUGGACUGACACCUUUUUGGAUAUGCUUCUGAUUUCCUCUGUUUAGAGACUGACAAAGCAGUUUGGAACUUUUUGGCACCACACUCUUUAAGACUAAGUUCCCAUCUCACUGUCACAUGGCAGUCACAUAGGAAAGUGUGUGUUGGAGAGCAGUUGAAUACGCUGCACUCGUGGGACGGGGUUGUCAGCUUUUUUUACUUUGUACAGAUGUAGAUGUAAGUAUUUGUGCCAAUACAUAAUUCUGUUUUUCUUCAACUUGUGGAGUCCAGACUGCGUAUUUCAGCUUUUCCACAAUGUGGAAUGGUGCAUAUAAGAACUAUUUAAGGUAACUACAUGAAAUGUGUUUUUUAAUAGAAAGAUCUUUCCAUUUGUAAACUAAAAUUUUUUACUUACCCUAACUGUAACAUUUCUAUGUAAAAUGCAGAACUCGCAUAUUCUUGGAGCCGUG
Messenger RNA from Fulmarus glacialis (Northern fulmar), 2835 nucleotides. RefSeq names its product M-phase phosphoprotein 8 (gene MPHOSPH8). The annotation marks the transcript as partial. Gene Ontology annotation, molecular function: protein binding. The record is from RefSeq and is a predicted model, not a curated record. Gene Ontology annotation, cellular component: cytoplasm; nucleus. The transcript is spliced from 13 exons. NCBI's taxonomy places the organism in Eukaryota, Metazoa, Chordata, Aves, Procellariiformes, Procellariidae.